Molecule: messenger RNA, 1737 nt
Organism: Aspergillus calidoustus
Lineage: Eukaryota; Fungi; Ascomycota; Eurotiomycetes; Eurotiales; Aspergillaceae
Source: the annotation of a GenBank genome assembly
AUGGUCUUCAAGGCACCAAGUGCUGCAGGCACUCUGCCUCCGAUCCCGGACAACAUCCCGAUUAGCGAGUUCAUGUUCACUGAAGGACAUGGACGCUAUCCUAUGGCGAAAGCCAGACACCCAUUUACCUGUGGACUCACGGGCAAGACAUACUCGACGUCCGAGGUGAAGGAGCGGGUGGAGUACCUGACGCGUGCGCUGGCGAAGGAAUUGAACUGGGAGGCUAACAGAGGUACUGAAUGGGACAAGACAUUGGCUGUUUUCAGUCUCAACACGAUUGAUACGUUACCGCUGGCUUGGGCGACGCACGAACUGGGGGGUAUCGUGUCACCAGCCAAUGCAGCUUACUCCGCAUCAGAGCUCAAGCACCAGUUGAUCGACUCCAAGGCCAAGGCCCUGUUCACAUGCGUUCCGCUCCUCCCUGUCGCAUUAGAAGCAGCAUCGGCGGCUGGUCACCCCACGAAUCGCAUCUAUUUGAUAGACGUUUUGCCAGGUAGCGAAAAUCUUCCUGCGCAGUAUAAGACACUCUCACAGUUGAUUGAGGCUGGAAAGUCAUUACCGAAGCUGGAAAAGAUUUCAUGGCGGGCUGGUGAGGCAGCGCGUCGGACGGCUUUCCUAUGUUAUUCGAGUGGGACAUCUGGCUUACCGAAAGGAGUAAUGAUCUCGCACCGGAACGUUAUCUCGAAUAUCCUGCAAAUUACAGCCUCUGAGAAGUCCUGGCGUGAUGCACAAAAAACAAAAGACGGCCAGUACUAUACCGAUGUUCUGCUCGGAUUACUUCCACAAAGCCACAUCUAUGGGCUCAUUGUGAUGUGCCAUGCUGGGCCCUUUAGAGGCGAUCAAGUCAUCGUUUUGCCCAAGUUUGAAUUAGAGACCUAUAUGGCCGCUGUUCAGAACUUCAAGAUCACCUCUCUCUUCGUGGUGCCCCCGAUCAUCAUAACAAUGCUGCGGAACGCUCAGGUCUGUGCGAAGUACGACUUCAGCUCGGCGAUCUCUCUCUUUACCGGGGCCGCACCACUAGGACGGGAAACAGCAUUAGACUUCCUGAAAGCCUACCCAGGCGUUGCGAUAAGACAGGCAUAUGGCCUUACCGAGACGGCAACGGUAGUGUCCGCUACACAGUUUGAAGACAUCGUGCUUGGUUCUUCUGGAUGGCUUGUCCCCGGCGUGGAGGCACGUAUAGUGACACCGGAAGGCAAGGAAGUAACCGACUACGAUACCCCUGGGGAGCUGUGGAUUAAAAGCCCAAGCGUUGUGCUUGGCUAUUUGAACAACGAGAAGGCCACCAAGGAGACAUUUGGGGAUGGUUGGAUGCACACUGGUGAUGAAGCCGUGAUUCGAAAGAGCCCUAAGGGUUUCGAGCACGUGUAUAUUGUCGAUCGCAUCAAGGAAUUGAUCAAAGUCAAGGGCCUGCAAGUAGCACCAGCUGAGCUUGAAGCUCAUCUUCUCACUCACCCGGCCGUUGCGGAUUGCGCUGUCAUCGCUAUUCCCGAUGAGUCCGCUGGUGAAGUGCCCAAAGCGAUCAUCGCCAAAUCACCUUCCGCAGGGCCGGACGACGAUGCAACCAUCAAGUCUAUCUUGAAGCAUGUGCAGGAUCACAAGGCUCGACACAAGUGGUUGAAGGGUGGUGUACGAUUCAUCGAGGCGGUGCCGAAAAGCCCAAGUGGAAAGAUAUUGCGACGGCUUCUCCGUGACCAGGAGGCCGCGAUGCGCAGAAAGGCAGCGGCCAAGUUGUAA